This is a messenger RNA of Nannospalax galili (Upper Galilee mountains blind mole rat), 2674 nucleotides long. Its product is annotated as zinc finger protein 549. The record is from RefSeq and is a predicted model, not a curated record. Gene Ontology annotation, biological process: regulation of transcription by RNA polymerase II. NCBI's taxonomy places the organism in Eukaryota, Metazoa, Chordata, Mammalia, Rodentia, Spalacidae. The coding region runs from base 181 to 2154 and encodes 657 amino acids. Gene Ontology annotation, cellular component: nucleus. Gene Ontology annotation, molecular function: RNA polymerase II transcription regulatory region sequence-specific DNA binding; DNA-binding transcription factor activity, RNA polymerase II-specific. The transcript is spliced from 4 exons.
CUGUCCCGCACAGGUUGCUAAUGUUGCUUUUGACUGUUUAACUCACGGGAGUUUUGCUCCAGCUCUCCAGGCUGGUACCCAGGCUACCCAGGAACGUGGCUCUGCUGGGCUGGGCGCUGCUCGGUGGUCUCCAGCGCUGUUUCUUGAUGCUCAGGGCCUUCCCAGUCCACACCGGAGCCCAUGGCCUCUGCUGCCCUCUUGAUGAGACCGUCUCGCGGAGAGAGAAGUGUGACAUCGCGGUGCAAUGGCAGCUCGACUCUGAGGCUUCUGGGGACUAAAGAUGGUUGUGAAGAAAAGGAGACCAUGAUCCGAGUCCAUAUGACUGUGGAGGAUAUUGCUGUGCGCUUCUCCCAGGAGGAGUGGAGGCUUCUUGAUGAAGCUCAGAGGACCCUGUAUCAUGAUGUGAUGCUGGAGAAUUUCGCACUUCUGUCCUCUGUGGGUUAUUGGCAUGAAGUGGAGGCUGAGGAUGCCCAUCCUGGGCAGACAGUUUCCACAGGAAUGUCACAGAUGAGGAGUCCAACACCAGGUGUGUCCUUUUCAAAGACUCAUCCUUGUGAAAUGUGUGUCCUGGUUGCUGAGCACCAAAGAAUACUUCCUGGGCAGACACCGUCCACAUGUGUGGCAUGUGGGAAACAGUUCUCAUUCAGCUCGAACCUACACCAGAGCCAGAAGCAGCGUAGUAGAGAGCAACAUUUCCAAAGAGGAGAGGAGAUGAGAACCUUAAUCAUGAGUAGCUGUAAAGUUCCUGGGUCUGAGAACCUCAUCACAUGCAAAGAUGUUGAAAAGGAUUUCCCAGCCAGCCCUGGUCCUCUUAGGCAUCAGACCACACACCAUGGAGAAUAUCCAUUGAGAAGCAAAGAGACCUUUCCCACUCAGCAAAGGUAUUAUGGACAUCGCAGAUGUGAAAAAGCUUUCAGUGAGAGGGUUCCUAUCAUUGAACAUCAAAGAGUUCAUACUAGAGGAAAAACUUACAGAUGUAGUAAGUGUGGGAAAUCUCUGAGUUCCAAAUACUUGCUUGUUGAACACCAAAGGACUCAUGAUACACAAAAGCCUUAUGUGUGCAGUGUAUGUGGGAAAUCAUUCCUCCACAAAAAAACACUUGUUGGGCACCAGCAGAGAAUCCACAUGGGAGAAAGAUCUUAUGUGUGCAUUGACUGUGGGAAAUCUCUCAGCUCCAAAUACGCACUUGUUGAGCACCAGAGGACCCAUAAUGGAGAAAAGCCUUAUGUGUGUAACAUUUGUGGGAAAUCAUUCCGUCACAAACAGACAUUUGUUGGGCACCAGCUCAGAAUCCACACUAGUGAAAGGCCUUAUGUGUGUGUUGAAUGUGGGAAGUCCUUUAUUCAAUCCUGUGACCAUGCUAGACACCAGAGAAUUCACAGUGGAGAAAGGGCUUAUGAGUGUAGUGAGUGUGGGAAGUCUUUCUUCUAUAAACAGUCACUUCUUGAUCACCAGAGAAUCCAUACUGGAGAAAGGCCUUAUGAAUGCACGGAAUGUAAGAAGGCUUUCAUCCAUAAGAAGAGACUUCUUGAGCACCAGAGAAUACACACUGGAGAAAAGCCUUAUGUCUGCACCAAAUGCGGGAAGUCCUUUAUUCGGUCUUCUGAUUAUAUUCGGCACCAAAGAAUUCACACUGGAGAAAGGGCUUACAAGUGCAGUCAGUGUGGGAAAACUUUUAUCUUCAAAGAGACACUUCUUAAGCACCAUAGAAUCCAUAUCAGAAAAAAGCCUUACCAAUGCAGUGAGUGUGGGAAGGGCUUUGACCUUGAGGAUAAACUGCUUCAGCACCAGGAAGUCCAUGCCAGGUCACAGACUUAUGAGUGUAGUGAAUGUGGGAAAUCCUUCAGUCACAAAAACCAACUUCUUCAACAUCAGAGGGUCCACACUGGAGAGAUACCCUGUGAGUGCAGAGAAUGUGGGAAAGGCUUUAGCCACCACACUAGCCUUAUUCGGCACCAGAAAGUUCACAGUGGAGAGAGGCCUUACUGCUGCACUGAUUGUGGGAAGUCCUUCAUCUACAAAAACAAACUCAUUGAGCACCAGAUGAUCCACACUGGAGAAAAGCCCUAUGAGUGCAGCAUGUGUAGGAAAGCCUUCAACAAGAGGUAUUCCCUUAUCAGGCACCAAAAGGUUCAUGCGAAAGGAAGGCCUUAACAUUUAUGGGAAAGUGUUUUCCAAGGAAUCUGUCCGAAGUUGAACAAUGUACCUCUGAGGUUUGGAAGAUUCACUGUUGCAGUUGCCUGCUUCUGAGCCCCUUGGGGGUGGGGGUAAGAAGGUGCAGAGUCAAUGACACAGACUCUGGGAGUGGGGCAAGUGGCAAAGCAGACUCAUUUAUUAUGGAUAUUGGGCAUGCCUAUAUACCCCCUCCCGGUGCCCCAUUGGUCCCUCGGCUGCUCUGUGCUGCGCUGUCUCUCAGUGGUCUCUCUCAUCACGUGUUCUUGUGUCAGCUGUUUCUCCCCAGUCAGGCAGAUUUCAGGUUGGCUUAAGGGGAAGUAACUUGCGCAUGCGCCAUAGCAUGUUUACCAGGCCCGUCAGCACCUCCUCCUACAUAUCCAACCUUUUUAUUUAUUUAUAUGCAUCACUCCCAUGGGAGCUGGGGUGCUUGGCCCCGACCUUGUUGACCCCACCUCAGAGAGCCUCCAGCAUGAGGGACUGUGCCUGUCUUAGGUUGGCU